UGGUUUGGUUCAUUUGGGGUUUUAGCCACCACACCGUCUUCUCUUUCACAAACCAAAACCACGAACAAGAAGAAGAAGAAGAAUGGUGAGACUUACAGCCGAUUUGAUAUGGAAAAGCCCUCAUUUCUUCAACGCUCUUCGCGAACGUGAACUCGAUCUUCGAGGCAAUAAGAUUCCUGAGAUAGAGAAUUUGGGCGCUACUGAGGAUCAGUUUGACACUAUUGAUUUGUCUGAUAACGAGAUUGUGAAACUCGAAAACUUCCCUAAUUUGAAUAGGCUCGGAACAUUGCUGCUUAAUAACAACAGGAUUACUCGUAUUAACCCUAACAUUGGAGAGUUCUUGCCGAAACUGCACUCUUUGGUUCUUACUAACAAUCGGCUUGUUAACUUGGUUGAGAUUGACCCACUUGCGUCACUCCCGAAACUACAGUACCUGAGCUUGCUGGACAAUAACAUUACAAAGAAACCGAAUUAUCGGUUGUAUGUCAUUCACAAGUUGAAGGCGUUACGUCUGCUUGAUUUCAAGAAAGUGAAACAAAAGGAGCGAAUUGAAGCAGCAAAGUUAUUUGCGUCAAAGGAGGCUGAAGAGGAGGCUAAAAAGGAAUCUGUGAAGACGUUUGUACCUGGUGAGGUUGCAACCGAUGAGCCUAAGGAACAGGAGCCAUCCAAACCAGUGGGCCCUACACCAGAGCAAAUCAUAGCUAUAAAGGCUGCCAUUGUCAACUCUCAAACCCUUGAAGAGGUAGCAAGACUUGAAAAGGCUUUGAAAUCUGGUCAAGUUCCAGCCGAUCUUAAUAUCGGAAAUACCAAUUUGUCCAAUGCAACAAGCAAUCAAAGUGCCACAGAUCAAGCAACUAAGGAAAAUGACGGUCCUGCAGACAUGGAGCAGGAAUGAGCGUAUGCUGAGGUGGACGGGGUUGUAUAUGGCGCGGGAAGUAGAAUUUGGGAAGCAUAUCCAGAUUGUUUACCGAUUAUCAAAUGAAGUAAAGCCGGUGUUGUAGAAUUAAUAUGACUGGAAGAAGUCGGUUUCGCCCUACAAUACCCCUUUUAUUAUGUGCUUAUUAGUUGAGAACUUGAUACCAGUAUCUGAGUUGUUAUUUUGUAAACUGAGAUGGAGAACAAAGUACUUUGAGGUAAAGAAAGGAUCUUGCAUGCUGCUUUCUUCUUUGAUUUU
Messenger RNA from Helianthus annuus (common sunflower), 1174 nucleotides. RefSeq names its product U2 small nuclear ribonucleoprotein A'. Gene Ontology annotation, biological process: mRNA splicing, via spliceosome. Bases 83 to 895 code for a protein of 270 amino acids. Lineage: Eukaryota; Viridiplantae; Streptophyta; Magnoliopsida; Asterales; Asteraceae. Gene Ontology annotation, molecular function: U2 snRNA binding; protein binding. The record is from RefSeq and is a predicted model, not a curated record. The transcript is spliced from 8 exons.